ACUUAGAAGAUUCGAAUCAAAUCUAUCCUCUUAUCCUCAACCUAACAAAGCAAUAGGAAACCAUGUCAAGCUGUGAAGGCUAGGAAACUCAUCGACCAUAACACACACUGCACUCAUAAACACUUGCCCAUGGCGUCGGUACUAGGAUCUUCCUCAACUGCAAUCUUGGCUUCCAGGCCCCUCUUUUCUCAGACCUCCAAGCCUUCCAUUUCCUCUCUCACUUUAUCUCCAGGGCAGAGUAGUGGGAGGAAGUUUUAUGGAGGAAUUGGGAUUCAUGGUAAGAGGGGGAGGUCUCAGUUCCAUGUUGCAGUUACCAAUGUUGCAACUGACAUCAACUCUGUUGACCAGCCCCAGAAGCUUGCUGCAAAGGAAAGCCAGAGGCCGGUGUAUCCGUUUCCUGCUAUUGUUGGACAGGAUGAAAUGAAACUAUGCCUUCUGCUAAAUGUGAUUGAUCCCAAGAUUGGAGGUGUCAUGAUCAUGGGGGAUAGGGGAACAGGGAAAUCCACAACUGUUAGGUCCUUAGUUGAUUUGCUUCCUGAAAUCAAGGUAGUAGCUGGUGACCCAUUUAAUUCAGAUCCAGAAGAUCCAGAGUCCAUGGGCGUGGAAGUCAGAGAAAACAUUAUGAAAGGAGAGAACCUAUCUGUUGUCAUGACCAAAAUCAACAUGGUUGAUUUGCCAUUGGGUGCUACAGAAGAUAGGGUCUGUGGGACAAUUGACAUUGAGAAAGCCCUCACUGAGGGUGUCAAGGCAUUUGAGCCUGGUCUUCUAGCUAAAGCUAAUAGAGGAAUUCUUUAUGUAGAUGAAGUAAAUCUUUUGGAUGAUCACUUGGUGGACGUUUUAUUGGAUUCGGCUGCCUCAGGUUGGAAUACAGUGGAAAGAGAGGGUAUUUCAAUUUCACAUCCUGCUCGGUUUAUUCUCAUUGGCUCAGGUAAUCCGGAAGAAGGGGAGCUAAGGCCACAGCUUCUUGAUCGGUUUGGAAUGCAUGCACAAGUGGGGACUGUUAGGGAUGCAGAGCUGAGAGUCAAGAUUGUGGAGGAGAGAGCUCGUUUUGACAAAAAUCCCAAGGAAUUCAGGGAUUCUUAUAAGGCUGAGCAAGAAAAGCUCCAACAACAAAUUGGCUCAGCUAGAAGUUCACUUUCUUCUGUUCAGAUUGAUCGUGAU
Molecule: messenger RNA, 1161 nt
Organism: Quercus lobata
Lineage: Eukaryota; Viridiplantae; Streptophyta; Magnoliopsida; Fagales; Fagaceae
Gene: CHLI1
Product: P-loop containing nucleoside triphosphate hydrolases superfamily protein
Exons: 3
Biological process (GO): chlorophyll biosynthetic process
Cellular component (GO): chloroplast stroma
Molecular function (GO): ATP hydrolysis activity; ATP binding
Source: RefSeq, a predicted model, not a curated record